This is a messenger RNA of Halteromyces radiatus, 1323 nucleotides long. Its product is annotated as kinase-like domain-containing protein. Gene Ontology annotation, cellular component: nucleus; cytoplasm. Gene Ontology annotation, biological process: peptidyl-serine phosphorylation; signal transduction; endocytosis. Gene Ontology annotation, molecular function: ATP binding; protein serine/threonine kinase activity. The coding region runs from base 61 to 1272 and encodes 403 amino acids. The record is from RefSeq and is a predicted model, not a curated record. The transcript has 6 exons. Lineage: Eukaryota; Fungi; Mucoromycota; Mucoromycetes; Mucorales; Cunninghamellaceae.
UUUUGUUUUUUUUUUUUUUUCAUACUUUUUUACAUUUGAUAUACCCGUCUACUUUAUUACAUGGCAGCUCACCGAAGGUCUCAACACCGUAACUCUGUUGUUGCUAUCUCAGCUUCUAGUGUCAUUGGUGUUCAUUUUAAGAUUGGAAGAAAAAUAGGUGAAGGUAGUUUUGGUAUCAUUUAUGAAGGUAUCAAUCUACUCAACAAUCAUCAAGUCGCUAUCAAGUUUGAACCACGAAAAUCAGAUGCACCACAAUUACGUGAUGAAUUUCGAACAUAUAAGAUCUUAGCUGGGCUACCUGGUAUACCUCAAACUUUUUAUUUUGGUCAAGAAGGUAUGCACAAUAUUUUGGUAUUGGAAAUGCUUGGUCCUUCUUUGGAAGAUUUAUUUGAUAUGUGUUCAAGAACAUUCAGUGUGAAAACUGUAGCUAUGUUGGCAAAACAUAUGGUUUCUCGGGUUGAAAGUGUUCAUGAACGAAAUAUGAUUUACAGAGAUAUCAAACCUGACAACUUUUUGAUUGGUCGUCCUAACACGAAACACGCAAAUACAGUUUUUAUGAUCGAUUUUGGAAUGGCAAAACAAUACAGAGAUCCAAAAACGCAUCAACAUAUACCUUAUCGUGAACGAAAAUCACUCUCUGGAACAGCUCGAUAUAUGAGUGUCAAUACUCAUUUGGGAAGAGAACAAUCGCGAAGGGAUGAUCUCGAAGCAUUAGGUCAUGUAUUUAUGUACUUUUUAAGAGGAUCUUUACCGUGGCAAGGAUUGAAAGCAGCAACAAACAAACAGAAAUAUGAACGUAUUGGUGAAAAGAAACAAACUACAGUGGUCAAGGAUCUAUGUAAUGGAUAUCCUGAAGAAUUUGGAAUUUAUUUACAAUAUGCUCGACGACUUGGAUUUGAAGAACGACCAGAUUAUGAUUUUCUGCGUGGACUAUUUACAAAAGUACUAACCAACAUUGGUGAAGUGGAUGAUGGUGUUUACGAUUGGGAUCUUUUGAAUGAAGGCAAAGGCUGGGAAUAUCAGCCACAAAGACGUCAUGGGAUCAUGGGUGUAUUGAAUCAUACAACAACUGGUAUGGCUGGUAGUGCUGGAAAGGAUCCAACAUGGCGUCACAUCACAAAGAGACCCAAUAACAAGUAUCAAUAUCGACCUAUUCAACAACCACAGUCUUAUCAAAGAAUCAGCAACAACGCGUUACAUGAUACUUCUCAGAUAGCCGAAUCUAUUCACAAGCGUGAUACCUUUUGUUGUUGUCCUUUUACCUUUUCUUAGGCUUUAUCCUCAUCUUACAUACUAUUUAUUUUAUUUUAUUUUUUUUUAUUU